This is a messenger RNA of Amorphotheca resinae ATCC 22711, 1087 nucleotides long. RefSeq lists its product as hypothetical. The transcript is spliced from 3 exons. The coding region runs from base 48 to 854 and encodes 268 amino acids. Gene Ontology annotation, biological process: meiotic joint molecule formation; meiotic strand invasion involved in reciprocal meiotic recombination; homologous chromosome pairing at meiosis. Lineage: Eukaryota; Fungi; Ascomycota; Leotiomycetes; Helotiales; Amorphothecaceae. Gene Ontology annotation, molecular function: double-stranded DNA binding; recombinase activator activity. Gene Ontology annotation, cellular component: DNA recombinase auxiliary factor complex; condensed nuclear chromosome. The record is from RefSeq and is a predicted model, not a curated record.
AAACAGACUACCCGCGCAUCCCCGCGCCCCAACCCUUCACGGGGAACAUGGCACCACGAGCACCCAAACCCAAACCCGACGAUGCCGACCCCUUGAAGCCCAAGACGGAGAAGGCGAAGGUGGAGAAAGUAAAGCCUGAGAAGACCGCAAAGGUUGAGAAGAAGGAGAGCGUCAAGGGGAAAGCCGAGAAGAAGGAGAAGGGGGAGAAGACAGACAAGGGAGAGAAGACCAAGGCUGUCACGGGGGAUGAGGCGAUGGAGCUGAUCGCAGCAUAUCUGAAAGCACAGAAUCGACCAUAUAGCGCGACGGAGGUCAGCGCCAAUCUGCACGGGAAAGUCACCAAGACGGUCGCGGACAAGCUGCUGAAGGAGAUGGAGCAGAACAAGCAGAUCAUGGGCAAGGCCACGAAUGGCGAUAAGAAGGGCAGCCAAUGGGUCUUCUGGGCCUUACAAGAUCCCUCAGACGCUGCCACGCCCGACGAGCUAGCCACCAUAGACAGCGCGAUCAGCCAUCUCCGCGCCUCGCUCCCCUUGCUCAAAACACGCUUCCGGCUCGCAAGCACUAAACUCUCCGCUCUGGCCGCGGCUCCAACAUCAUCCGAGCUCUCGCGCACGGUCGAGCGACUGCGGGCGGAAAUCGAAGAGAAGCGAUCAAGACUGGAGGGGCUGCGGAGCGGGGAUGCGAGACCGGUUACGAGGGAGGAGGUGCAGCGGGUGGAACAGGAAUAUGGGUAUUGGGCCGGGAGAAGAAGGGCGAGGGUCAGGGCGUUUGAGAACCUGGAGGAGCUGUUUCUCGUGGGGAUGGAGAGAGGGGAGCUUUGGGAGAGGGCGGGGAUUGAGGGGGAUGUGGAGUGAGGAGGGGGAUGGUUGGCAUGGUUGGGAUGGGGGAAGUUCGUAUUUUUUGCCCCCUUUUCUUUCAGAAAAAGGGGGGAGGGUUCAGGAAUGCGAGGAGAGAGUGCUACAGUAGGUGUGUGGAGUUGUAUUUGGGGGUUUGAUCCUAUCUAUCAAGAGAGAGAAGAGGGCUUUGCUGUGGCUAUAUAUAUCAUUGACGGCUCUGUUUCUCUUGCAAAUAGGUAGUCAAUUGUGUG